This is a messenger RNA of Dalotia coriaria, 1198 nucleotides long. RefSeq lists its product as uncharacterized. The coding region runs from base 312 to 1007 and encodes 231 amino acids. The record is from RefSeq and is a predicted model, not a curated record. NCBI's taxonomy places the organism in Eukaryota, Metazoa, Arthropoda, Insecta, Coleoptera, Staphylinidae. The transcript has 5 exons.
GUAAAUUUUGCGUACAGAUGUUUGUGCUCAGCAUACGAAUAACCAGAAGCGAGCGACGUGACUCGCUUCCUAGGUCGACGGCGUUGGCGGCAUGAUACGAAUGCCGGGCUCGUCUCCGUGCGGUGGUGAUGAGACGCACAUUGCAAGCUGCUACUCCGGACCGGAGUGGCGGAUGCGGAUAGAACCCGAAUAACGAACCACGACAGCGUCUGCACACACGAGGACGAUGUGCGCGAGUAGCCGAGUAGUUUGUCGUCCUUCCCGCAACACGCGGCUACCCCAUUAAGUUUAAUUACGGUGGCAACGUCAACAUGGACGCCAACAACAUGGGAUGCACCUCGGAAACAAACUGGAAGUGCAGCAUGUGCUGGGACUACUGCGAGAGCCUCGCCGUCUUCGAGCUGACGCGCAGCCAAAUGUGCGCCGACGAUAUUUGCCUGGAAGGAUGUCAGCACGCUUGCAAAUUCAUGCAGGAAACAUCAACAUCAAGUUCGACAACAGCCACCGAGGCCAAAAUUGUUUCCUCGUCAGUGUUGCCGCAAAAAGGCGGUGAACUCAAGCUGGCUGAACCUAAAGUGACAAAAAAGGGCGUCGUUAUUUCCUGGACAAUGUCGCAGGCGAAACUUACAUAUGCCGUGCUGGGUCUGACGAGAUUUCACGACACUUCGGUCGCAGCGUGGGAGGAGAUACAACAAACCACUGAACAUCGACUCAUUUUACAUUUGGGCGCAAAGUACGAUGAGAUUCUAGUUGCCGCAUAUGAUAGCAACGGAUUGGUGCAGAAAGAUAGCAAAAAGCUUGUAUUUCAAUUGAGGGUGAAACGAUCUGUUGAGAAAUCUACUUCUUUAGAUGAUAAUGUCAAUGAAUAUCCACUUACAAGUCCAUCAAUGUUCACUUUAUUUCUUGUGACUUGCAUUGUGACCAGCUGCAUUGCAUCUGCGGUCCUCAUCGUUAAAUAUUUAAGAAAUACUUCCAAAAAUUCAAUUGAUCCCGUAGUAUGGGUGUAAAUACUAGAUACGCGAUGAUCACACAUCGAUACUUGUUAAUUUAUUGUGUAAAUAUUAGUUUGUAUAUAUAGGAAACUUGUUCAAUGUUUGAAUAUAAAAUAUUUAUGUACUUUGUGUCAACAAUGAUCAUGCAUUAAGUUAUUAAGUGUAACAACCGAUAAAACCGAUUUUUUAUGUAAUAAAAUCAAAAU